This is a messenger RNA of Sparassis crispa, 4356 nucleotides long. Its product is annotated as Chromodomain helicase hrp3. The transcript is spliced from 18 exons. Gene Ontology annotation, cellular component: chromatin; nucleus. Gene Ontology annotation, molecular function: DNA binding; chromatin binding; ATP binding. The record is from RefSeq and is a predicted model, not a curated record. Bases 1 to 4356 code for a protein of 1451 amino acids. NCBI's taxonomy places the organism in Eukaryota, Fungi, Basidiomycota, Agaricomycetes, Polyporales, Sparassidaceae. Gene Ontology annotation, biological process: regulation of transcription by RNA polymerase II; nucleosome organization.
AUGCUCUCCGUCGCCGUCGACGACGACGACUUCCACACCAUGUCCCCACUUCCCUCUCCCGCCCUCAACGGCGCCCACAGCGACACCGACAGCACCAUGCAGAUGGACUCUGACAUCGACGUCCAGAGACUUCCCGACCCUGACGCAGACGGCGAGGAGGUCGAUGUCGACGAUGCUCCCCACCUUUCCAACAAAAAUGCAAGUGCGUCCUCAUCUUACCUCGCCAAGCGUGCCGUCAAGGACGAAGAUGACUCGGGUUAUGAAGAUGACCCCGAUGACGAUGCCGACAACGAAGACGAGGACGCGUCGUACGCCGACGAGGAGUACGGUGCCUCGUCUUCAAAGAAGAAGGCACCCAAGAAGAAGAAGAAAGCUCCCUCGAAGCCAAGAGUGGUGGCCCGCCACUCUGCUUCGGACUCCGACUCGGAUUAUGGCUCUCGCUCAAAGAAAAAGAAGAAGCCUCGUCUAACUGCAGACGAACUCCGCGUAUCGUCUCGUAAUGGCAAGACUCCCAACUACGUCGAUGACUUUCAAGACUUCGAGCAGUUCGAGGAUGACGUUGAUCCUGGCACCUACGUUGACGCCACGGCCACCUUCAAGGAGGAGGACGAGAUCGAGUCCGUCCUUGGACACACCAGAGACGAAGGGCACGAAGGUGAUCCCGAAGACAACUGGUAUAGCAACAUCCGAUUCCACAUUAAGUGGAAGAAUUUCUCGCAUUUACACAACACCGACGAGACAUACGAGUUUUUGAAGCGUUUCCGAGGCCUAAAGCGCGUAGACAAUUAUAUCAAGCAGUGGAAGGUGUAUCAAGAACGCCUUGCCUCUCCUGACCUCUCCCAGGAGGACAAGGAAGUGCUUCUCCUGGACAAGGAGCGCGAGAAGGAGGAGUUUGAGACUUACAAGACUAUAGAACGAAUCAUCGCCCACCGCGAGACGGACACGAAGCAGACAGAAUACUUCUGCAAGUGGAACAUUCUAAACUAUGAGCACUGUACCUGGGAAACGCUGGAGGAGAUCAGGCCCAUUGCGAAGGAACAGAUCGACGCGUACAGGCGUAGGGAACUCGAGGCGAAGUUUCCCUUCAAGAGUGCUGUCCAUUCCAGGUACCAACGACCAACAUUCAAGAAGAUCAAAGAGGACCCGGAGUACCUCGCUGUGACAGGUGGCGAGCUAAAAGAUUUCCAGCUUACUGGGCUCAAUUGGCUGGCCUACCUGUGGAGCAAGGGUGAGAACGGUAUCCUCGCCGACGAGAUGGGUCUUGGAAAGACAGUCCAGACUGUCGCUUUCCUCUCAUAUCUCUUCCACGAGCUGCGUCAGUACGGCCCAUUCCUCGUUAUCGUCCCUCUCUCCACCAUCACUGCGUGGCAGUUGCAGUUUGCAACAUGGGCACCGGACCUAAACGUGAUCACAUACAUCGGCACAGCAGCUUCGCGGGACGUGAUCCGGAAUUACGAGUUCGGCGCGUCUAACAAGAAGCUCAAGAUGAACGUUCUGCUCACGACGUAUGAGAUCACACUGCGGGACUCGAAGGGGCUCGGUGACAUCAAGUGGCAGGUUCUGGCUGUCGACGAGGCACAUCGCCUGAAGAACUCAGAAAGCCAGCUGUACGAGGCGCUCUCAUCGUUUUCCGCCGCCUCGAAGCUGCUCAUCACGGGCACGCCGCUACAGAACAACGUUAAGGAACUUCUCUCGCUCAUGCACUUCCUCAUGCCCGAGAAAUUCCAGCUCACCAACGAGUUCGACCUUACUGAUGUCGACCACGAAGAGAAGAUCAAGGAGCUGCACAAGCAGCUGGAGGCGCUCAUGUUGCGCCGCCUGAAGCGCGACGUGUUGACGUCUCUACCAACCAAGAGCGAGCGCAUUCUGCGUGUCGAGAUGAGUGCCCUGCAGACGCACUUCUACAAGAACAUUCUCACGAAGAACUUCCAAGGGUUGGUCAAGAGCUCGAACGGCAAUAACAACAUCAGUCUGCUCAACAUCGCUAUGGAGCUGAAGAAAGCGGCUAACCACCCGUAUCUCUUUGACGGUGCCGAGACGCGCACAGACAAUUCCGAAGAGACACUGAAAGGACUUGUGAUGAAUAGCGGGAAGAUGGUGCUUCUCGACAAGCUACUAGCGCGUCUGCGCGCAGACGGUCAUAGGGUCCUUAUCUUCAGCCAGAUGGUUCGGAUGCUGGACAUCCUUAGCGACUACAUGAGUCUCCGAGGAUACCAGCACCAGCGCCUGGACGGGAUGGUUUCGUCCGAUGCGCGGAAGAAGUCGAUCGCACACUUUAACGCGCCUGGUUCGCCUGACUUUGCGUUCCUGUUGUCGACGCGCGCUGGAGGGUUGGGCAUCAACCUAGAGACGGCCAACACUGUGAUCAUCUUUGAUAGCGACUGGAAUCCACAGAACGACCUGCAGGCGAUGGCACGUGCGCAUCGUAUCGGGCAGAAGUCGCAUGUCAGCGUUUACAGGUUCGUGAGCAAGGACACCAUGGAGGAGGAUGUCCUCGAGCGUGCCAAGAAGAAGAUGGUGUUAGAAUAUGCUAUCAUCAACCAGAUGGACACGACCCAAGCGCACCUAAGCUCGAAGGCGAAUAUCCAGACAAAAGACACGGGGAAGACCAACGACUUAAGUAAGGACGAGCUCCACGCCGUGUUGAAGUAUGGUGCGCAGAAGAUUUUCGACAAAGAUGACAACCAGCAGAACAAGAAGCUAGACGAGAUGGAUCUGGACGAUAUACUGAACCGCGCGGAGCACCACGAGACGAUGGAUGCCACCGGUGAGAGCGCAUCUCUCGGCGGCGAGGGCUUCCUGGCCCAGUUCGCGAAUGUCAGCGACGUGAAGAACGACAUGAAUUGGGAAGACAUCAUCCCGCUGGAGGAGCGGCAGCGAUUCGAGCGCGCAGAGGAUCAGCGGAAGGUGGAGGAGAUUGCUGUUCAGGCAAAAGACCGGAAGCGUACACAUGCUGCGGUCUCCUACGAGGGUAUGGACAUGGAACACCCUAGCCACGCGCCACCGGCUAAGAAGGCGAAGAACGCGGCUCCACAACGCAAGACCGGUGCCCAGAAGGCGAUGGAGCUGAAGGAGCGGGAUGUUCGUGUACUGAUCCGCAGCUUGCAGCGGUGGGGAGACAUGGAACAGAGGUUCGAUAUCAUUGUCACGGAAGCCAAGUUGCAAGACAAGAACACAGAUUUGUUGAAGGACACCGCUAGAGACAUCAUCGCACUGUGUGAGAGAGCAGUUAAGGAGAACGAAGCGGAGAAGCGAGCCCGCAUCGAGGCCGGCGAAACAUUGACCAACGCACAGAAGAGCAAGGCUGUUCUGGUCACUUAUCAGAACGUCGGCAACAUCAAUGCAGAGACAGUCCUCUCCCGUCAUCGCGACUUGCAGAUUCUGUUCCAGUGCUUGGAUCCCUUGAGCGACGACGUCUACAACUGGUCAUUACCCAUGGAGAACAUCCGGCCAACCCUUAAUUGGUCAGGUCGAUGGGGCCCUCAGGAUGACUCGAUGCUCCUGGUCGGUGCGUACCUCUACGGCUUUGGCAACUGGGAAACGAUGGCGAAGGAUCCGAAACUUGGCCUUGAGGGGAAGUUCUUCCUCGAGGAAGGCAAGAAGGGUGAGGAUACGGCGAGCAAGCCCAUCCCGAAUGCCAUCCACCUCGUCCGUCGAGGUGACUUCCUGCUGAGCCAGCUCCGAGAGUGGGUUGAGAAAAUCCGUGCGGUAGAGAUGAAGGUAAAUCGUGCGGGCGCCCAUAGCGUGCACUUGUCGGUAUCUCCGCCGCCUCUUCCCGUGUCUGCUACGUACACUCAUGGCUUGAAACGGCGUGCGGAGAGCGAGGCUGUUGCGUCGAUCGAUGAAGGGAGCACGAAGAGACGGAAACGGCGGCCAACGCCCACGUUCACCGAUUCGGAGUCUUCAGACGAGUGUCCGUCCAUGGAUGAGGAUGCGACGAAGGAGUUGCUACGCCCCGUGAAGAGACAGCUUAAAAACUUGAAGUUGUCUGGCAGCGACAUCCCGAGAGACGAUAAGGUUGCCAUACUUAAAGAGUCGCUUGCUGCCAUUGGCAAGCGCAUAGAGUCGAUACUUGCUCAGAAGCAUGCAGCUGGGGAAGAUCGAGAUCGAUGGCGCAGACAUCUGUGGACAUUCGUCACGUUCUUCUGGCCUAAGAGGGUGAAAGCGACCAAGUUGGAAGAGAUACAUGCAAAGAUGGUGAUCAAAGAGGGUGCUCCCCGAGCAUCCUCGAUGGAUGGUCCCAGCGCACCCAAGAAGCCUCGAGUCAGCACCAGCGCCAGUGGCGCUCGCAGCAGCGGCGCGUCGCUCCCCUCAGCUUCAACAGUCUCGUCGCAUACAAAUGGGAAGUACCGGUGA